CAUCAAAUAUGCAAAUGAUGAAAAAUAAUGAUAAAAUGGCAGCCUCAGCAGCAGCAGCAAUAAUUAAUCAACGUGUUGUGAAAGAUACACAAAAAAUGGCCACUGGUCAUCAUCAAAUUUUUCAUCAUAAUCAAAGAAAAAGAAAUAGAAAAAAAUCAUUGCCAAUGGGUAAUAAUCGUCAGAAAAUGCUUCAAUCAUCAUCGACUGUGAUUAAAUCAAAUGGCCAAUUAUCAUUAUUAAAAUCAUCAAAAUCAAUGAGAAACUCGAAUGCAACUCAAAUAAAUCACGUGAAAUCAAAAAUUAAUAAAUCGGGUGAUGAAUAUGACUAUGACGAUGGUGAAAAUGAUGAUGACGAUAAUGAUUCAAAUGAAUCAUCAACAUCGAUACCAUCGAUAUCGCAACAAUCGAUAAAACAACCUGUUUAUGAAGUAAUUGUCAAUGAAGAGGAAACAGAUUUGCCUAAAAAAUUAUUUCAGGUCAAAGCAUUGAUGAUCAACGAUUCAAAUGGUUCGAUAUCGACGACAACGAUUAAUCAAAGAAAAUCUGGUGGUAGUUUUGCUGGAGGAUUAAUGUUCAUUUUAAGUGGCAAUGGUGUCGAUUAUGAACAUCCGGAACAAAGUAAAUUUGCCAUAAAUACAAUUACCGGUGAACUAUUUUUAAUAGCACCAUUAGAUCGUGAUCCACCCGAUGGUCGUGAACAAUAUCGAUUAACCAUACAAGCAGAAGAUGAACGAUCGGAAAAGAUUAAUGGUUCCGUAUUGGUUAUUGUACGUGUACGAGAUAUUAAUGAUAAUCAACCAUAUUUUGAACAACAUGAAUAUCAUGCACAAGUUCGUGAAAAUCUUGGCACCGGUAUCGAUGUGAUACGAUUGCAAGCAAUCGAUCGUGAUCCAGAUUCAAUUAUACGUUAUUCAAUUGAAGUUAAUCGUGUUAAUCAAGAUGGUGAAUUAAUAUUCGAUAUAGAUGAAUUAAGUGGCCUAGUAUCAACAGCGGUUUGUUGUUUAGAUCGUGAAUCUAUUGGUGAAUAUACGAUAAAAAUUUGUGCCACCGAUCAUGCUAUCAAUGGUGAUCAACAGACGUAUCAUUGGUCUAAUAAUAAUAAUCAACAACAACAACAACAAUCAUCAAGCUUAAAUCAAUCAUCAUCAUCAUCAUGUACAAAUGUUAAAAUCAAUGUUACAGAUGAUAAUGAUGAACCACCACAAUUUUUACGUGAUUAUUUUUAUCUAACAUUUUUGGGUGCAAGUAGCAGUGGCAUUGGUAGUAAACAUUUAUCCGGUAUUAAUCAACUUUAUGCUCAACGUAUAUUGCUCAAUCAAACAAUAAUUGAUCAAGAUUUACCGGAAACAAAUCACUUUAUUUGUCGUUUAGAUGUACAGCUAAGAUUUCCUAUUCAAGUGCCAAAAUUAUUAUUACAAAUAAAAUCAUCAACAAUCGAUUCCAACAACAAUAAUAAUAACGAAACGACAUCAACAACAACAACAACAACAACGAUGAAUGUUGAAACAUUAUUCUGGAUGUUUAUUAAAAAUGAAACAGAUUCCAUGAUGACCAACGAUAAAAUGGAUGCAAAAAAUCGUUCAACAGAUAAUCAUCAUUAUCAUCAUUAUGGCGUUGGCCAUUAUACAAAUCUGAAUAAAUAUUUUCAAUGUUUUAUAUCACGUAUGGGUGCAAUACGUAUACAAAUAUCGGAGAAAUUUUCUCGAAAAUAUUUUUAUCAAACAUUAAUACAAGAAUUUGAACAUUAUCGGCAAAAAUUAUGGAAUCGUUUCCGACAACGAUAUGGUGAUGAAUUUCCACAUAAUCUGUUACAUUUAAAAGAAUUGAUACAAUUAUCUGAAUAUGUGGAUAUUUUUAUUGGAAUUUCAGUCAGUGAUUUAGGUUAUUUUGACAUUCCAUCCACGAUAUCAUCAUCAUCAUCAUCAUCAUCAGCUGCUUUAGCUGUAGCAUCAAUACAACAACAACAACAACAGCAACAACAAAUACAACGACAACAACAAUUACAACAUGAUAUAUCCGGUUUACUGGAUACACAUGUUAUACAUGCAGAGUUGGUAAUUAAAUUAUCAAUGGAAGCGCCAUAUGAUUUAUCGAAUGAAUCUGAUAAUCCGGAUGAUAGAACUGGUGAUAAUGAUGAU
Messenger RNA from Dermatophagoides farinae (American house dust mite), 2138 nucleotides. The record is from RefSeq and is a predicted model, not a curated record. Lineage: Eukaryota; Metazoa; Arthropoda; Arachnida; Sarcoptiformes; Pyroglyphidae.